UGAGAAGGAAAGCAUUAAUUGUCAUUAAUUAAAGAGAUUGAACAUACAAAGAAUCCCAAAAUCUUGAUAAUCCAAGGCUUGAAAAUUUUUCAAAAAUCGUUCUAGGGUUUAUCUAUCUAAGCUCAUCAUAAAAAACAGACAAAAACGGGUUGAAUUUAUAGAAAUCGGCAAAAGUGAGCGAAAUUUGGUCCGAGGAGUCGUCCGCAGGGCGUGCGGCUGACCGUGUCGCCUCCCGUAAAAUUUUCGACGUCUCUCUCUUCUUUUUCCCGCAUGGCGUGCGUACUUCGGGCGCACGGCGUGCACCUUUCCAGUUUGAAUUUGACUAUUCUUCCUUCACAAAAGUUGUAGAUAAUGAAGUCUUCUAUCCACCAAAACUUGCAAAACUGCGAUUGGACCAUCAAAUUUUAGGAUAUGAAUAAAAUGGUGGAAGGUCGCAUAUUGAAAUCUCAACAGUGAUUAUCUGAUUUCCUCAUCUUUUUUUACCUUGAUCCUCUCACAUUCUCGUCAUGAUGUCUUCAUAUGAAUUAAUUUAUCUCAAUAUUGUAGUCCUCUAAGUUAUCUUUCAUAAGGAACUUGAAUCGUGUACUUUGGAUGUUUCUACAAAAAUACAUGUCUGAACGAUUGACACAACGUCAUCCUGAUCGUUGUUUUUUAGCUUUAUUCGUUCUUGUUUGAUUUCGUACUUGAUCUUUGAGCUUUCUUAACUUCAAAAUCACCCCUUUAAUGAAUCGUGAACCAUCAAUGAUUCUCAAUAACUCUCAAAUGUGUCUCGAUUCCUCUCGAUUAAUUCUACAACACCGGUGUCGAGUUCAAUUUCCCGAUUUUAAUUUAAAAAAAACCAAAUGCAACCCAAAACCUGGUAAAAUAUGAUUUGAGCUAAUUAUGAGCCUUAUGACACAUUUAAACUAGGAAAACUAUCAUAAGUUGAUCUCAACACGCAUCAAAUGCGUCUUGAAAUAAGGACUUAUAGGCAGUCCACCGAGCCAUCUAGUAUGGAUAAACUUUAAUAUGUUUUCAAAAAUUGUACUCUGUAUAAACAAUUUUUAACACUUAAAAUAACAUUACAUCAUUUUAAAAUUUUUUUAUAUGCUUAUAAUGUUUAUAAGCCUCUCACUACAUGCACAAAAAUAAUCAUGAAAAACUAUAACUAAAGCUUAAAAUUCAAACACAAAAUAUUAUCUUCAAGUAUAGAAAUAAGGUGAAAUUGAUAAGAAUAAUCUCUACUUUAGGGAUUCUACAAUAAUAAUCCCUACUCACACUGUCCACAAAAAUAAUCCAAACUAGCAAAUGUGUUCAUAAGCAUAAAUUGUGGUGAAUUCAAAUUAAUGUCCCUUCAGUACUCAUAAUCCUUACUUCCACUUUUCUCCCACUGGUUCUUCUUAUUGGGACAAAUUCAAUCUAAAACUCAUUUAAUAUCAAUGGGUAGGGGUUGAAAGUAUCAAAUGGGCGAUAAUUUGAAUUCAUUGUAAUUUAUUUUUAUGGACACUAUUGCGAGUACAGAUUACUUUUAUGGAUACUCACAAUAAGGAUAUUUUUGUAGAACUCAUAAAAGUAUGGAUUAUUCUUGUGAAUUUUGCCCAGAAAUAAUUGAUAUUAUAUUAGUUGAGCUAGAAGUUAAUAACUAAAAAUGUAAAUUUAAAUAUAAUGAACCAUAAGUAUAUAUAAAGAAAAAUUAGUAGAUAUAAUAUACACGUCUACAUGUAAAUAAGUAAAUAAAUAAAUAGAUAAACUAGUAAAUACACACACGUAUGUAUAUAUGUAUAUAUAUAUAUAUAUGUGUGUGUGUGUGUUUAUAUAUACCAAAAGUAGCAGCCGGACUUAUCGACCCGAACGGGCCUAUACUCUUACCCAAGUCCACUCAUAUGUUAUUGCGGUCCAAUCGGCGGGGGCUAGCUUGAUGGAUAAGUAUAUAUGCCCAAACCAGCUAUUUAUGUGGGCGGACCAAGCGAGCUAGCUGACCUGUGAUUCUGCAGGUCUAUUAAUAAGGUUUUUAACGAGACAACUAAUACCUAAAUUAUUCAUUGAUGACUAAUUGAUGACAUUGAAAGAUAGUGUUGAAAUAUAAAUGAAAUAGUCAUCUUUAACUAUUCAUGAUUAGGAAUAUUAUCACAAUUACCAAAAUAAUUAGAAAAAUCAUAAUUAUGAUUUCAAGUUGAUAAUUGUAUAGCUCAUAAUUAUCUCCUAAUCUAAAUGAGUUCCACUUUCUGCUAUAAAUAUAUCUCUUCUCCCAUUAACAACAACACUAUCGAAAGUCAGUUGUGCUAUUUGUACGAUAAAUUGUACACAUUUUGUGUACACUCCUAGUUGUCCAUGUAUAUUGACAAUUAGGGGAUGUACAAAUAGUUUUUCCAUCAAAAGGAGUACGAAGUACUACUUCCGUCCUUGAAAUAUCUCCUUAUUUAACUGGGCACGAAUUUCAAGAUAGUGAGAAAUGUGUGGUGGAGAGUUGUGCAGAGGAAAGAGAAAUGUGUAAGAAUGAUUGUGAACCAUAAAUUAUUUGCCAAAAAAGGAAAAAGGAUAAAUUAAGGACGGACCGAAAAGGAAAGAAUAAAAUAAUUCCGGGGUAUUUUAGUAACCGUUACCUCGGUAUAUUGUUGUUGCGGUAAUCAUUUCUCUCAUGAACACUUUUCAUCUAUCCAGAAGAUUAUCAUCUUUAAAAGUCAGUUUCUUCAUCGUCCAGCCGCAGGCCCCGAUCAACUAUCUUCAAAUCAAUCAAUCCGUGCAAUAAUGAAGCGUAUAAACUCAACCGUCGAUCGGAUCUUCCGUUUUGUCAAAGAGAGAAGUGGACGCUGUAGGAGAUCCAUGGAGGCAUCAAUCUCUUCGUCUUCCGGCGGAGAAGGAUACGAUUGGGUGAGGAAAGAACGGGUGGACGCGGUGGUGGUGGGAGCAGGGGUGGUGGGCAUAGCGGUGGCGCGUGAGCUGGCGGUGAAGCAGGGAAGAGAGGUUCUGGUCAUCGACUCUGCACCCACUUUCGGCACCGGAACAAGCUCCCGCAACAGUGAGGUCAUCCAUGCCGGAAUCUACUAUCCUCCCCAGUCCCUCAAGGCAAGAUUUUGUGCUAGAGGGAAGGAGCUAAUGUACAAGUACUGCAAAGAUCACGGAAUCCCUCAUAAAGAGAUUGGCAAGCUUAUUGUUGCCACUGGUUCUUCUGAUAUCCCAAAGCUGAACGCUUUGUUGGCCAGAGGAAUUGAAAAUGGGGUUGACGGUCUCAAAAUGAUUGAGGCUUACGAAGCCAGAAGAUUUGAACCAGAAUUGCAGUGUGCUAAAGCUUUAUGGUCACCUUCUUCAGGCAUAGUUGAUACUCAUUCCUUAAUGCUCUCGCUAGUGGGGGAAGCUGAAAAUCAUGGUACAACUUUCACUCACAAUACAGCUGUUAUUGGUGGUCAUCUUGAUGGAAACCAAAUCCAUAUUCAUGUUUCAGAAAGCAAUGCUCUUAAAAACCGGCAUGGGGAUUCUCAGCUCGUUCCGCAACUGAUUCUUAUUCCCAGAUUUGUAGUGAACUCUGCUGGCCUAAGUGCAAUAGCCGUAGCUAAGCGAUUCAGUGGACAACUGCAUAGAAAUGGAGUUACUCCCAGCGCUUAUUAUGCCCGUGGUAGCUACUUUACUCUCUCAAACACCAAGAAACCUUUCUCCCAUUUGAUUUAUCCCAUACCCGAAGCCGGUGGUCUAGGUGUACAUGUUACUGUGGAUUUAAACGGUCAAGUAAAGUUUGGCCCUGAUGUUGAGUGGAUAGACAGCAUCGAUGAUGUUUCAAACUUCCUAAAUAUGUUUGAUUAUUCGGUACGUGAAGAUCAUGCAAAGAAAUUCUACCCAGCUAUAAGAAAAUACUAUCCUGGUCUAAAGGAUGGAUCACUGGAGCCUGGUUAUGUCGGUAUCCGACCCAAACUUUCUGGUCCUGAAGUAGGCUUCACUGAUUUUAUAGUGCAGGGAGAGGACAUCCAUGGCAUAGCUGGCCUUGUAAACUUGUUUGGUAUAGAAUCACCAGGACUUACUUCAAGCAUGGCAAUUGCAGAGCAUGUUGCUGCCAAACUAUUAAGAAGAUAAUUUUUGUCCAUUUGGUACCCAGUAUAAAGCUUUACAAAUUCAGCUGUCCUAGAAGUUUUGACCACUGGGCACUGGCUUUGUAAAAACAAAAACUACACUAUGCCACCUUAGUAAAAAAGUAUAAAAUAUCAAGUCAUUUUAUAUCAAUGAAACGUAAAAUGCAAAUGAUUCAAAGUCUCAAAAUUUACGAAUAGACUCAAAAUUGUUGUAAUUCUCCUGGAAAUGUGACGGUGUGCAAGUUUGUGAUUGGCAUUUCCAAGUCUUUAUGGAGCAGAUUUAGUAACGAGUAUAUAGCUUUACCAGUUCAGUUGUCCUAUAAGGUUUGGCCCCUCUCUUAGUAAAAAAAUUGUUACAC
Cuscuta europaea is the source of this 4399-nucleotide messenger RNA. NCBI's taxonomy places the organism in Eukaryota, Viridiplantae, Streptophyta, Magnoliopsida, Solanales, Convolvulaceae. The record is from the annotation of a GenBank genome assembly.